Molecule: messenger RNA, 4056 nt
Organism: Acaulospora colombiana
Lineage: Eukaryota; Fungi; Glomeromycota; Glomeromycetes; Diversisporales; Acaulosporaceae
Source: the annotation of a GenBank genome assembly
AUGGACGUUUCGUUAGCGGAACAAAAUAUCAGAAACCAAGUUUUUGAGAACAUUCACAAUAUCUUAAGCAACAAUGUCGAUAAUUCAGAGGCUUUGGAAUUCUUACUAUUACCACCGGGUUUGAAAAGACCUUUAUCACGUGAGGAAGUGCAUCAAGAACUCAAGGAACGAUUUCUGACACCGGGCACAUCAUUUCCCGUUUCUUGGCUUUCCAAAUCUUGGGAACGGGAUCCAGAUUUCGCAUCACUUGCUUCCCUAGAGCCUUCCAAGUCACGAGUUUCAAUAGAAAUUCUGCGAGAAAGACGGGACGGAACGAUAACUGGUUACAAAGAGGCAGGCUAUUUGUCUACUGUAGUGGUCGGGGAAUCUAAACUGACUCCUCAGAAUUCAACAUCAUUUUUGCGCGAACCAGGCAGCCGAAGUGACUUUGUGAGAGGAAAAUCGAACCAUUUUCCCUUUGCACCCGGCGGUUUGGAAUCAGAAGUGUUGCUUGACAGGGAAGAUCAAACAUUGAAAGAUAUAGAUGAAGCCUUAAAUUUUGAUGAAGAUGAAAUUUUGUCGAUACCACCAGGGUUUGAACGUGGCUUGAUUUUUGAAGGUAUUAUGGAAGCUCACUAUCAUUUCUUUCCCUUCUUUUUCGGUAAAACCUCACUCUCCUUUAUCAUAUUAGAUGAGGAAGGUCAAGGAAAAGCAAGGCAGAGUAAAGCGAUGGCUGAGUUGAAUAUAACAGACAUGAUUGUCCAUGACGACAGCGAGCUUACCGAAUUAUUAGAAAUCGAUAAUUCCAACACAAAGGAGCAAUAUUCCGAGCAUGAGUCAGUUGAUGAGGAAGUGGGGGAAAACCUGGAAAACGCGCAGCCUUCCAAAGAUGAAAUGGAAGAAGCAGUUGACAACCUAUUGUCAAUUCCGCUACCUUCCCUUGAAAGCGUAAAUGUGACCAGCAAGUUCACCGAUGAUAGCCAGAAAAGAGAUUGGGCUCAUAGUAUUGAUAUAGAUGCCGAUAUUUCGGAUUUUAGAGAAUUGGUGCCCGUGAUGGCUCGCGAGUAUAGCUUUAAAUUAGAUCCUUUCCAAAAACAUGCCAUAUAUCAUAUUGAGAAAGGCGACUCUGUUUUCGUAGCUGCUCACACGUCUGCAGGAAAAACGGCGGUAGCCGAAUACGCCAUUGCUUUAUCAGUUAAGCAUCAGACACGGGCAAUUUACACAUCACCAAUCAAGGCUCUAUCUAAUCAAAAAUUUAAGGAUUUCAAGGAGGAGUUUAAUGACGUCGGUAUUCUUACCGGUGAUAUACAGAUAAAUCCUGAAGCUUCGUGUUUGAUAAUGACCACGGAAAUUCUAAGGUCAAUGUUGUACAGGGGGGCUGACAUAAUAAGGGACGUCGAGUUUGUGAUAUUUGACGAGGUUCACUAUGUUAAUAACCAGGAGCGUGGUGUGGUCUGGGAGGAAGUCAUAAUCUUGCUUCCCGAGAAUGUCAAGCUUAUUCUCUUAUCAGCCACCGUCCCGAAUACCAAGGAGUUUGCUGAUUGGAUUGGUCGAACAAAGAAAAAAGAUAUCUACGUAGUUAGUACGCCUAAACGCCCCGUACCCCUAGAACAUUACUUAUACGCGAAUAAGGAAAUUUAUAGAAUAGUCGACGAAAGGAAGAAUUUUUUGAACACGGGUUGGAGGCAAGCAAAUGACGCCCUAAAAAAGACCAGCAGUGAAUCAAAGACGCGAACCAGAGGCCGUCAACCUUUUCAGGGGAUCUCGGCCCAGGAAAUCACUCAACUGAUUGGUCUAUUAGAAAAGAGAGAAUAUCUUCCGGUGAUCUGCUUUACCUUCUCUAAAAGAAAGUGUGAAGAGUAUGCGCGGGGAAUAAAAGAUUUGAGCGACAAGGAAGAAAAAAAAAAGAUUCAAGGGUUCAUUAGGGGCAGCUUAACGCGACUGCAAGGAAUUGCCACAGAUAAUAAAUAUCUGCAGUUUGUUGAUGAAAGGGGUCGCCGUGCAUCAUGGAGGAUUGCUUCCGACCGUGAAAGAGGUGAAUAUACGCAAAUGGCUGGUCGUGCUGGUCGUAGAAACACCGAUAAGACCGGAAUUGUGAUUAUAGCCUGUUCCGGAGAUAAGGCACCUGAGGCAACGAAUCUCAAUAAUAUGAUUUUGGGUAAACCGGAAAAAUUGAAGUCUCAAUUUCGCCUGACCUAUAAUAUGAUUCUUAAUUUGAUACGAGCCGAAGCAUUGAAUGUUGAGGAGAUGAUUGAACGUAGCUUUUUUGAAAACAAAAACCAAAAAAUGUUGCCGGAACAUCAGAAAAAGUACGACGAGGCCGAAGAAACCCUCAGCAAAUUUCAAAAACUUGUUUGCACAACAUGUGAACCGGAUAUAAAUGACUAUUAUUAUACGUCGGCGGAAAUCAAGCAAUUGAAUCGCGAGCUAUUAGAGAGAGUGGUGAACUUUCCGCGUGGACGUAGUUUAUUGAACACGGGGCGAAUAGUGAUCGUCAAUAAUAGGAGUUACAGAGGUGUUGCGGCAGUGAUGUUGGACAGCCCGACGAACAAAUUGUUUAAAGUUGUUAUGUUUGUCGAUACGAAUGCAUCUGAAAAGGAACGAGGUAAAAGUGCAUUUCAAUUUAUCUGUUCGCAUCAGAUUAUUUUAUUAAACGAAUACGCGGUAAAUUAUCCUCAAGACUUUUCUGAGGUGGAAAUUCCAGUUUCUAUCACCAAGGUUUCAGUUCCGGAUCCGAGCGUGUGCGUGCCUAGAAUCGUUUUUCUUUCCCAUUCCGAUAUUUCGUUGGUGACCAGGUCCACUGUUAAACUAGAUGUUUCUAAAAUCGAACGACAAGAUCCCCUCGAAAUAUCAAAGUUAAAUCAAGAGUUACUGCAAUACGUAUCGGAAACCCAAACCGAGGGGAUCAAUGAAGUCGAUUGGUCGAAAAUAAAAGACCUCGAAUUUCAACUCGCCUGGCAAACGAAAGACAAUCUCACAAGACACUUGAAAGAUUUAAAAUGCACGAUUUGCCCGGACUUUAACGAGCAUUACGGAAUUAUACAUGGCGAACAACACCUCAAAAAUAAAAUUGAAAUUUGUCGCAUUCUAUCGACCAAAAAUCUCGAUCUUUUGCCCGAGUAUAAAAAAAAGGUAGACGUACUUAAAAAGUUGGACUACAUAUCCGAAAUUCAUGGUAUCAAUUUGAAAGGGCGAGCCGCGUGCGAGAUGAAUUCGGCCGAUGAACUUAUUGUUACCGAGUUGAUAUUUGACAAUAUUCUGAAUGAAUAUGAAGCCGAGGAAAUAGUCGCAUUAUUGUCGUGUUUUGUGUUUCAGGAAAGGAAAAGUUCCGAAAAGAAAGAACGUGAGAUCACAUUAACUCCAAAUUUAGAAGAGGGGAUGAGGAUUAUAAAAAAAUAUGUCGAAAAGAUUGUUGCUGUCCAGCGUCAAUGUGGAAUUCAUAUCAAUGAAUCGGAACAUUAUGGUAAGCCGGAAGAUGAUGAGAAUGAUGGUGGGUUAAAUUUUGGACUCGUCGAAGUCGUGUAUGAAUGGGCUAAAGGAAUGGUAAACGACAGUUUGAUAUCAGUCUUCAAGAUAUUCGAUAAAUCUGAAAAUCAUAAACAUUUAUAUACAGCCCUUCAAGGAGGCGGAGAACAAAAGUAUCCAACCCCACAAAGCGGUAGUAUCAGGAUCAAGCUGAGAAUUUCGGGUGUUCCUUCUCAGUCAAGCAUUCAUCAAAAUUUCUUUAAUAGCCCAUUCGUUCACGCCUUUCUUGAGGUAUGCGAUAUGUUUCUGAGUGUUCAGAAAAUAGGCGGAGUCGUUGAACGUGAAUAUGGCGGAACAUCGUUAACCAUAUCUAUGCAGGACGGACCAGAGGCCGGUCAGACGGUAACUUCACAGCUGAUGGUUGACGUUCCUCAUUGUCACGUGCAUAUAAUUCCGCGAAAAGUCGGGGAUUACGCGAACAAUGACGAUAUUUACAAAGAUAUUGACAAAUCGAAAAAGGUGGAUAACGAAGAAAGACCACCCCGAAGUUUAGAAGAAAUGGCCAAAGAGGCCUCAUUUCUCCGACAAUUUUUUGAGGCAAACCAUUCAUAA